Blepharisma stoltei is the source of this 282-nucleotide messenger RNA. Lineage: Eukaryota; Ciliophora; Heterotrichea; Heterotrichida; Blepharismidae. The record is from the annotation of a GenBank genome assembly.
AUGAGUGGACUGAUGAAUUCUCCAAUUAAUGAAGAAAUCAACUUAUUCUCAGAUGAAGAUCUGAACCUAAUUUCUUCGUUUACUACCCGGUCAAGUGACUUAAACCUGCCAUGCCCUAUUUGCAGAGAAAUUUUUGCACUUGAAGAAGUAUUGAGAGCCUUACCAAGAUGUGGGCACAUUUUUCAUGCAGCAUGUAUAGAUCCAUGGCUUAUGAGAAACAACCCAACAUGCCCAGUGUGUAGAAAUAAUAUAAGACAAAGUUUGACUAGUUUAGCAAGCUAA